This is a messenger RNA of Plectropomus leopardus (leopard coralgrouper), 2003 nucleotides long. RefSeq lists its product as uncharacterized. Gene Ontology annotation, cellular component: nucleus. Lineage: Eukaryota; Metazoa; Chordata; Actinopteri; Perciformes; Serranidae. Gene Ontology annotation, molecular function: DNA-binding transcription factor activity; DNA binding. Gene Ontology annotation, biological process: regulation of DNA-templated transcription; circadian rhythm. The record is from RefSeq and is a predicted model, not a curated record.
CGCUGAUUGUGAUUGACAGAAUUACAGGAAGCUCUCUCAAAGUUGAUCCUGACUUCCAAAUCAUCCCACAGGUGUCAUCUCAUCUUUCAGUGCCAUGUCCACCUCAAGGAAACCUGACGGUCCCGGGGCAGCUGCUCCGUGCCAGCCCUCCUCCUCAUUCGAGAGCAGCAGCUCAAAGGACCCUGAUACAGACCCUGGAGGGCUCCUCUUCCCGGUGACCCGGUCCUCCCUGCUGGCUCGCCGUCUCCUGCGUCUCCGGGCCAACAGCAGACACUCAGGCCCCCUUACACGCCGCAAGAGGGAGAUGAUCUCCGACGACCAGAAAGAUGCCACUUACUGGGACAAGCGACAGAAGAACAACCAGGCGGCCAAGCGAUCCAGAGAGAAAAGGAGGCUGAACGACCUGAUGCUGGAGGGUCAGCUGCUGGCUCUGAGUGAUGAGAACGCACAGCUGCGGGCCCAGUUGCUCAGCCUGCAGUACCACCGCAACAUGGGUGCAGAAAAGAGCAGAGAUACCUGUGCAAAGUGCACUGCAUCGGUCUCUUUGUCUACAUCACCCGGAUCGGCCUUCUUACAGCCAGGACUCUGGGGUAACGGCAACCAAGCCUCUGUCCUGAGGCAACAAGUAGCAGCCACAAACCCAUUUGGGGCCAAGAUUCCUUAUUUUGGCUCAUCUAGAGGUGUGUUUAAUCCGCAGAGCUCUCACAAAUGUGGUGCACAGCAGGGCUACACCCACUCCGGGCAAAGCAUUCUCUCUCCCCGAGUAGUUGUAGAGGGCGGCAGGUCAGCGGAGGCAGAGCUGGAUACUCAGCUACAAGUCUCCUCCAGCGAUGACAUCCACAACUCCACCGAUGCGUCUUCCAUCAAUGCAUUUUUGCCCACACCUGACAAGCGCCAUCAUGCCUCCAUCCUGUCAUAUCCCCCUGGAAAUUGGCUGGUGCCCCAUCUGAAUCACUCGGCAGUGUGCAAUAACUUCCUGCUGCCUUGGAGGUCUUCCUACCUGACCCCACCGGCCGUCUACCCCGGUCUGCCUCUCUACAGACCGGAGAGACAAGGCCAGGGUGUCGGUGUGGAGACGGACAUUCAGGGGACGUUCAAAAGCAGGUUAAGCAGCGCACCGGCGGUGCUGACUCAGGGGCUGCACCUCAGUCCUGAUGGCCGCUAACAGGACAGUUUGUCACUGCGUUUAUUGCUAAACGAAACUUACUUUCCCCUUUUUCAAUUUUUUUUAAAAUCAUGUUUUGUAAAAAUGCAAGUAUUGAUUUUAAAUUGCCAAUGUUCACAAAAUAUAAUUAAGCAGCAUAUUAACAAGACAUGCCUUUUAAUCUGUGGUUUGGUCGUAAUGAAAACUGCGGAUAUGUGUGGGCUAUAUUUACAGAAAUAUAGACUGCACAUUGAAUAUUAAUGCAGCUUAUACACUGUGGAUAUAAUGUAUACAGACUUCCUGUGGUUUCAGAUGUGUUUCUAUUUUCUCAAUAAGCGGUUACAUUGCACGGCACGCAUAGACCAUUGCUGUCAGAAACUCUCGAAAACUCAACAUCAGCAAUAUUAAUGCGGCCCAUUUCAAAUCUGUCAUCAAUAAUACGUUCAUUAUAUAAAAGUAUAAAUGGAAGACAUAAAAGUCAUAUCAGGCUUUUUGAUUUGGUAUAUUACAUACAUUGAAUUACUGAGUUCAUGUCAGUGUGUCGUGGGGUUAAUAUUUAUUGUUUGGGAUUUUUUUUAACCGUUUAUCUGCGGUGAAAAACAUCAGAGAGCGAGCCAGUGAAACUGGGUGCUUGGUAUUUCCCUGCGUGAUUUCCCAGCAGAUGGAAAACCUAACGUUGAACCGCUGAUUUGUAGGCCUAUAGCUCUGCAGGAGACACUAUCCUCCAUUGCAUUUGGCUAUUUUUUAAGCUUAUUUCUUGUUAAAGUCAGGGUAUCAAUACAAUUGAUAAAUACUUGCAACCAGUUGGUUCCUUAAGCUGCAUGCAUUAUAAAAAUAAAUAAACAAUAAACAACCUGUU